Messenger RNA from Trypanosoma theileri, 2595 nucleotides. Its product is annotated as putative N-alpha-acetyltransferase 25, NatB auxiliary subunit isoform X1. Gene Ontology annotation, biological process: N-terminal peptidyl-methionine acetylation. The transcript has a single exon. The record is from RefSeq and is a predicted model, not a curated record. Gene Ontology annotation, cellular component: cytoplasm; NatB complex. Lineage: Eukaryota; Euglenozoa; Kinetoplastea; Trypanosomatida; Trypanosomatidae. Gene Ontology annotation, molecular function: protein binding; protein-N-terminal amino-acid acetyltransferase activity. The coding region runs from base 1 to 2595 and encodes 864 amino acids.
AUGUCAUCUGUGGCUGUUGACCGGGCCGCUACACGUGUCUUUGACCUCAUCGAUGCGGGUAAACUGGGAUUGGCAGAGGGGGCGCUGGAGGACGCACUUCCCAAGUUUUCCACCAGCCACGCAUUGUUAGCAGCGGAGUCGUUGUUGCUGCUGAAGAAGGGCCAAGCAGAGAAGGCCAGGGAGAAGGCAGAGGCGCUUAGCCAACAGAAUGUGACGGAUGGAAAGGCUCUGAGUGCUCUUGUUUAUGUUCUUCAGCAGUGUUGUAGCUGGGUGGCGUUGGCACAAACAUAUGAUCGCAUGAAAGAAGGUCCUAACGAGAGGAAUAUACUUGAAAAUUUGCUUCAAACGUAUGUGCGAAUGGGAGCCUUUGACCAGGUGCAGAAGAGUGCAGUACAGCUUCAUCGUAAAUGGAAUGAUCCUCGUUAUCAGGUAUGGGUAGUGCAGGCAAAUCUCGCUCGAGUUCCACCAGACUCUACUGACCAUGUUUUGUUGAAAGUAUCUACUAGAUUGUUAAAGGAUGUAAUCCUAACAGAUAACGGACUCAUCUCACCAUCUACGUGUCGGAUGUAUAUUGAGGUGCUCCAUCAACAAAAGUUGUACAAUGAAGCUGUAGAGUUUCUAUGUAGUGAGAGAGGAGUCUCAGUAGGUGUUCCAGAUACUCGACUAGAACUUUUAGCAACUUCUCUACAACUAAAUGGGGAAUUAGCGAAAGCUAACACUGUGGCAAAACAUCUUUGGUCUUGCCAACCGGAUAACUGGACUUUUGUGGAAUUAUACCUCAAUACAUUAUCUGAGACAAAUACAGGAAAUGGUAUUUUGACACUGGAUGGACCAGAAGAAAGACGUAUUACGCUAGAACUAUCUAAUGUGGAUUGUUCAUUAACAGAUGCACUCCGUUUCUGCAAAGAUUUACAGAAUAAAAUCUUACAAGUGCCUAAUGGACGACCCUGUCGUGGUCCAUUUAUGGCAGAAUUGGAAACUCUCUCACGUCAAGGUUCAAUGAGUGCACUUCAACAAGCCACUCUCACCUACGCUCAGCGUUUCUAUAAAAUCGCUUGCUGCUUUUUAGACAUUUCAACAUAUCUAGAUAAGAGUUCAGCUGCUGCUAUUUAUUUAUGGUCAAAAACAGAAACAGAGAGUGAAACAGGGAAUAAUAGUCUUCAUUACCACACUCAACGUAUUCUUGGUCUGCGCUGCCAUGUAGCAUUAUGGGGUACAGGAAGAGAUAAUCAACCAGAUGAUGCUACAGUAGAAGAUCUUUUACAAACAUGUUGGGAUUUGUAUGAAAAGGCCAAACCUCUUUCUACGCAUCUUGCAUGGAGUGAGGAAGGACUCUGCGAUGGUUAUAUCACUGUGGCUCUUAAUAUUAUUUUACACCUGUAUCAUGCUACGAAAGAAAAGAGGUGGGUGGAAAAGGGACUGGAAUUACUGGAAAAGGUGGAACGCAAGUUAAACAAUCCUAUGUGGUUAAUGUUUGCUACCUGUUUUGCUCGUAUUUUGGGAUUUGCCGAUUGUGAUGCAUGGCGUCAAUUGUCCUUUAAGAGUGUACAACAUGAUACCAUGUCUCAUAUUGGUUACUGGCCACUUGUAACUGGAGGUGCAUUGGAAGAGAUAUACCAAUGGAAUGAACUCGCCUGGGGUCACUAUAAUACAUUGGAAAAAGACUGUAGUCUACUUCGUUCCAAGGUCUUUCUCUACAUGUCUUGGUCAGCUAUGAAAGAUGUUCAGGAGUAUGAGAGACGACAAACAAAUUCAUUAGGACGAGUUAUUUGCAGUGUUCACCGCAUAGCAGGAUCACUACGGUCAUGUCAAACACGGUCUUCUAUAUGUGAACUCAUGGAGGCGGAAUCAGGUACCAUAGCAGAUGCCUAUAAGGCUUUACAAUCACCAGAGGUAUUGGAAUUAACAGAUAAUACAGAUUGGGUAGUGGUACGGUCCAUGGUGCUUGGUAACAUCCAUAGUGACAAGGUAAAGGAGCUGACGGAUACAUUGGUUGAUAUGCCCAGUAGAAUGGAACGCAUUGAACAUACAUGUCAACUACUUGGAAGUUUAAUAUUAUUACAUGAUAUUGCCUUGCUGGAGUCCCACCAUAUGCGUCUGGCGAAUGCACCAAAACCCAAAAAAGCAAAAGGUGCUCAAAUAAAUCUUGAACAACAAUUUCCACUACCAACUUUAUUGUCUGAUUCAUACAGUGGUGAUUCACUGCCAACGUUACCUGUAAUUCGUUCUAUAGCCCCAGUGUUACUACAAUGUAUACAGACACGUGGAUCCGGUUCAGCUAUCUCACAUACCACUCAUCUACAUGACUCCUUACAGACCGUAGUAAACUCGGAAAGAAUGGAGCAUUUUCUGUUUCCCGAGGCAUUAAUUCUCUCUUCAUUUCUACAGGUUGCUCCGGUCCGAGUUUUGCCUAUUGCAGCUUGGGCAAAAGAUCUAGAGAUAACUCUUCGAAAAGUGUAUGAAUCACAAAUGGAGGUUAAGAAUGAGACUGCUUUGGGUCAGGUGAAAAAGUUGCGUGAUUCCAAAGCUCAGCGCAUGAGCGAUUUAUCGAGGGAUUUGCUGCGUGAUGUGUCUGCAGCGGGUCGUCGACGUUGA